This is a messenger RNA of Sinocyclocheilus rhinocerous, 3325 nucleotides long. RefSeq names its product adenosylmethionine decarboxylase 1 (gene amd1). The record is from RefSeq and is a predicted model, not a curated record. Gene Ontology annotation, molecular function: adenosylmethionine decarboxylase activity. Bases 223 to 1227 code for a protein of 334 amino acids. Gene Ontology annotation, cellular component: cytosol. Gene Ontology annotation, biological process: spermidine biosynthetic process; spermine biosynthetic process. The transcript has 9 exons. Lineage: Eukaryota; Metazoa; Chordata; Actinopteri; Cypriniformes; Cyprinidae.
UGCCAUUCUGCGCUUACACAGUAUGGCCGGAGACAUUAGCUAACAUUUGCCUACGGUAUUCUCUGUAAAAGGGAAGACGGUAAAAGAAAACAAGGCAACUACAUCUGGACUGCUCAAGGACUGUAACUAAGCUAAUAAAUUAUAACAACCAACAAAGGACUAAUUUAACUGGGAUUCCAUCCGACGGUUUAAUUUCUGUUGUUGGAGUCUGUUUGUGUCACGAUGGAAGAGAGCAGUGCACACUUCUUCGAGGGGACCGAGAAGCUCUUGGAGGUGUGGUUCUCCCGAGAAGACGAAAGCAAAGGAACCGGGGAUCUGCGCACUAUCCCCAGAUUUGAGUGGGACAAACUUCUGGAGAAUGUGCAUUGUUUGAUUAUAAGUGUGACGAAGACUGACAAGCGGGAAGCUUAUAUACUCAGUGAGAGUAGCAUGUUUGUCUCCAAGAGACGUUUCAUUUUGAAGACAUGCGGAAGCACCCUCUUACUGCAGGCACUGGUGCCACUGCUGGAGCUGGCUCGUGAGUACUGCGGCUUUGAUGCCAUCGAGAAUUUCUUCUAUUCUCGUAAAAAUUUUAUGAAGCCCACCCAUCAAGAGUUCCCUCACCGCAACUUCCAGGAGGAAGUCGAGUUCCUCAGCCAGAUUUUUCCAAAUGGAGCAGCCUACUGUAUGGGACGUCUGAACUCAGACUGCUGGUAUUUGUUUACGCUGGAGCUGCCAGAAUACUGGGAGAAUAAGCAGGCGGACCAGACACUAGAAGUUCUGAUGAGUGACCUCGACCCGGCUGUGAUGGACCAGUUCUUCGUGAAAGACGGUGUUUCUGCUAAUGAUGUCACUCGUAUGAGUGGAAUUCGUGACCUGAUUCCAGGUUCAGUGAUUGAUGCCACAAUGUUCAACCCUUGUGGAUACUCCAUGAAUGGAAUGAAAACGGAUGGAACUUACUGGACGAUUCACAUCACCCCCGAACCGGAGUUCUCCUAUGUCAGCUUUGAAACCAACCUCUCCCAGACGUCUUAUGACGAGCUUAUCCACAAAGUCGUGGAUGUCUUCAAACCAGGGAAAUUUGUGACAACGCUUUUCGUCAAUCAGAGCUCCAAAUGUCGCAGCGUUUUCACUUCGGCUCAGAAGCUGGAGGGUUACCGCCUCCUGGACCGCCAGUCGGCGCACUUCAACGACUACAACUUCGUCUUCACCAGUUACGCCAAGAGCCGCCAGCAGAAGCAGAGCUGAACCUCCGAAAUGAAGAAGCGUAAAAAGAAAUCGUGCGGCUGGCGGCGUUUGUGCGUGGAGUCUUCUGGCUGUAGAUCUUCCCCGAGUUUAACAUUUAUGCAUACUUGUACCUGUGACGUAGAUAUCGUGCAUGAAAGCUCUUCUCGUGUCUCUGUAGAUAUUCUAGCCCAUUCUUGCUGUGAUCUUGAAGUGCAUGUAGAGCUCUUGAACGUGGCGGUGGUGUGUGUGAGGCAUGUCACACCAUCAUCCCAGUACAUGCAAUGCUCCCUUCCCUUCCUGCAAGUGUCCCCUCGCAUCCCCCACAGACAGGGUUUCCGACCUCACUAGACAAGGACCCUGACACGCUCAGAUCUGUCUCGUCUCCCGACCAAUCCAAAAGCAACGUCUUUUUAUCGGUUUGCGAAAAGGGGUUUUUUUGGGGGGGGGGUUCCAUUUACAUUGCCUUUUCUCUUGACUUAAAUACACGUGACGUUGGUUAUUUAAAUCGCAACUCAUUUUCAAUGUAUGUGUUCAGCUCAGCUGUGUAUAGCUAGCUAACUUUUCUGUGACUGUGAAGAUAUCCUGAAGACAAACCUAAAGUAUUCCUCGUCCGUCGUCUUUUCUUUAACCCUGCAGACGGCUGUCUUUAUCCGGUGUGCUAGAGAAGUGAAUGUGAGUAGCUUAACCGUCACCUUCAAUGUCAAGAGCCUGCUCUGCUUGUAGAGACCGUUUUGGAAAACGCGUCUCUCGUUUGAGUAAUACGCUCGUUAGAUUGUUAGCAUUAAGCGGAACUUCGAUCAGGUAGCUAAUAUUUCCAUUCUGUUUGAAGAGAUGUUCUUCAUCCGCUUUACAAGUACCAGAGAAGUUAAUGUUUAAAAAGAUUGAGUUACUUAACAGUUGCCUUGUGUGUUAACAACAUAUAAUCUGCAAUAUAUAGCCAUUAUGGUGAAAGUCAACUGUUGUCUUCCUUUCCUCAAAUAAAAUGGGCUGCAUUUAAAAAAAACAAAAAAAAAAAACAUUAGCUAGUUGAAAGGUCACGAUGUGUUAUAUAGAAGAAUGGAUUUUUCUGAAUAAUGUAGCAAGUGUAGAAGAAGCCAUUACAUGUGUGUGUGUGUGUGUGUGACGGAAAGAGGGAAUAAUGUUUGCCUUCCGUCAUUGUGAAGGACCCUGGGGCUGUCCAGUGCAGAGCCUGCUUUGAAUUGAAACCGUUGGACAGACACUUUGCUUUCGUGUGCCGAUCGCACAGCAAAGCAUUUUUCUUUUUCUAAACAAAACGAGUUCUCGGUCUUUUUCUCUACAGUAAGCACACAAUAGGCACGCACUGAUCUGAGCAUGUCAGGGCUGACCCGGAUCAUUCCACACCCCACGCCUGCAUAAAGUGCAGUUUUAAUUAUUAUUUUUUUUGCAGUAGAUUUGUACACCUCUCCAGAUCAUGCCCUCUUUGUGCAUUGAGAGAGGUUUUUCUCACAUGUGCUCUUGCAGGCGACUAGCGUGUCUCUGCUUCAGCCCUUUGUAACAUUACCGCAUUUAAUUUCUGAUCGUACGAUGUAACAGACUUGCUGAUGGAGAUCCCGAGUUGUGAGGAGGAGGAUGUUUCUGUUAUGUCUCUUUAAAUGCGAAAAAACCAAAGCAAUUCAGUUUGAUUUAACAGACACUAUAGGUGUCAGAUGUGGACCACUGCUGGGAGAAAUAACAUGAGCAUGAUCUCAUAUCACACCUAGUACUUUUUCAGUGAAGGGGUGGUAGUUUCAAACAUUCUUCUGGUCUUUAUAUGUGGGAUUUAUACAUUAUACAUGAGUGGAGGGGGGAGACAUUGAUGUUGCGGACCAAGUAUAUAUAUAUAUAUAUACAUUUUUCUGACCCUGUUCUGAGCUGGGGAGUGACCUUUUCAGAUGAUUUGGACCUUUUUUCCUCUUUCUAUUAGUUCUUGCUAGCCUGUGUUGUUGGUUGGUAAGACAACUCUAUAGAAAGGAUUCUGUCGCGGGACUUUCACAGGAAGUUGGGAAGGAAGGGUAAACUUUGCGGUUCCAAUUCUCUUGCCAUUUCCUUGGUUGGUCAAGAUGUGCUAAAUAUAUCUGUACUAAGAGCUUGAUGCUUUCAAUAAAGUUAAUAACCAUCA